GUCAUAUUGAAAUACACAAUACGUUGGUUUAACUCAAGGUUCAACUAUAAUAAAUAUCAGAAAAAGUAACAAAACAAGAUAAAGAGGCUUUAGUGCCUUGGAUUUUAUUUAUAAAAAGGCUAAGUUUCAAAUAAUAUGACAUGUGGUUUAGCCAUUAAUAACAUAAUUAAUGCCAUACCACAUGCUUAGUGCCUUCCACAUAUUCCCAUCCCUUUAUCUUUCCACUAAAACCCAUCACCAUUUCGCUCUGCACCACCUAAAAUCGAUCAUCUUCUUCUCUAUAAAUACCCCUCAUAUGAGCGUGUGUUUUCCACAAGCAAUUCAUCAAUUCCCUCUUUCUUUAAUGCCAUUCAGUCUUAUAGCCAUCUUCCUUUCGACUUCAUGUCUUCCCUCGGAGCUCCUGACCAAAUUUCUACCAACCAAAUUGAAAUCCCAGUCUACAACAAUGCAAACCAAACAGAACAAAAACAAUGCCAAGGAGAAGAUGAUAAUGACCGAUUUGACUACUCGCAAAGAGCACAAUGGCUCCGAGCCGCUUUGCUGGGAGCCAACGAUGGGUUGGUAUCCGUUUCAUCGUUGAUGAUGGGUGUGGGAGCUGUUAAGGAAGAUGUGAAAGCCAUGCUUCUCGCUGGUUUUGCAGGGUUAGUCGCAGGGGCUUGUAGCAUGGCAAUAGGUGAGUUUGUGUCUGUUUACACUCAAUAUGACAUAGAGAGAGCUCAAAUGAAAAGGGACAUGAAAAACAGAAAUGGAAAUACAGAAGAGAGUGGUAAAGAAGAUGAGAGUGAGAAGGAAAAGCUUCCAAACCCAACACAUGCAGCAAUGGCAUUCACAGUGGGAGCACUUGUGCCAUUACUGGCAGCUGCGUUUAUAAAGGAGCAUAAGUUGAGGCUUGGUGUGGUGGCUGCUGUGGCUAGCUUCGCAUUGGUGAUAUUUGGAGGGGUUGGUGCUGUUCUUGGGAGAACACCAGUGGUGAGGUCUUGUGCUAGAGUACUUGUUGGAGGGUGGCUUGCUAUGGCUAUCACUUUUGGGCUAACCAAAUUAAUUGGCACAGAAGGAAUGGAAGUGUGAUUUAUUUACAUGAUCUAUUAUAUGUUGUUUAAGUUUUGGUUUUAGUAGUUUUGUGGGGUUCUGAUGCAAAAACAAAAUGAAUUUAUGUGGUUUUCUUUGUUUUAGGCCUAGUUUUUUUCCAGUAAUUAAAAGUGUACGUGGAUCAAAUUAUAAUAAAGUUGGAUUUGCUUGCUUAA
This is a messenger RNA of Ziziphus jujuba (common jujube), 1244 nucleotides long. Its product is annotated as vacuolar iron transporter homolog 4. Bases 382 to 1068 code for a protein of 228 amino acids. NCBI's taxonomy places the organism in Eukaryota, Viridiplantae, Streptophyta, Magnoliopsida, Rosales, Rhamnaceae. Gene Ontology annotation, molecular function: manganese ion transmembrane transporter activity; iron ion transmembrane transporter activity. Gene Ontology annotation, biological process: intracellular manganese ion homeostasis. Gene Ontology annotation, cellular component: membrane. The record is from RefSeq and is a predicted model, not a curated record. The transcript has a single exon.